UGUUUUUGCAACAUGCAUUAUACAGCCACCACCACCAGCUUGGGAGAGUCGCGCCGCCAUGUCCGCGCUUCCGCAAGAUGUCCCGCCGGCCGACGAGACUGAUGACCAGUACCUUGCGGCCCAGAAGCACGCUCUCCUUCUUGUGCAAGAUGGCCAAGUUGCAGAAGCCGACCGGUUCCUGCAAACCAGAGGGUACACACAUCGACUGGCCACGGCCGUGCUGCAGUACUCGUUUCCGGGAGCUCCAGUUGCUGCGACUACACUAGCGUAUACGUCGGACAGUCCCUCGAUCGAUCCACGCCCGUUUGUGUGUGCCGCGGACAAUGCGCUCCCUCCAGCCAUGCUCGCGUUCAUGCAACACGCUUUGUCGUCGUCGCACUCGCCGUUUUGGAAAGCCCAUCAAUACUCCGUCGACCCUCCGUCGCCGUAUUUCAGCUACGUCCAUGACCUGUCGCAGCCGCGUGUGUCGGGCCUUGACGACGUCGUCCAUUACCUGAAAGAACUGGCACAGGCACGAGUCCCUGCUGUCAAACGCGCCAAGUUUGCCGAGUGGUGGACCCAUUGCCGCCCGCACGAUUCGGGCCACCAGUUCCACUUUGACAGUGCGGACGAAGGCCGUGGUGGCGUGCGCAAUCCCAUCGUCUCGACUGUCAUGUUUCUCGAAGCGCCGUGCGGCGGGCCAACGGUGGUGACCGACCAGAGCUUUGGCAUGCCAAAGUUGGGCCGCCACGGCUGGCUCGUUCACCCGAACGAGAAUCGUUUCGUCGUGUUCAAUGGGAAAGUUCUCCACGGCGUUGUUCCUGGACGCCCUGGUGGCGAUCACUCGAAAGCAGCAAACGAUGCCACACCACCACGUCGCGUGACGUUCAUGGUCGCGUUUUGGGACUUUGACGUGCGACAACUACCACCGCCAGCCGGGGAGCGUCCGGGGAGUGCCAUGCCUCUGUCAUGGAAUGCAGACGAAGCCAGGGAGCCCGAAUGGAAGCGGCGUUUUCUACCAAGGUGCGUUGUCCCCGACAGCCGUGACGACGCUUUGAUCGAAGUGAUACCUGUGACCCUGCCGCGCGUGUGGGAAAGAACAAAUGGCCUUCCUUUGGACAACAAAAUGCCCGCCUACGACGGGUGCUUCCAGGGGUUUUAAGAUGCUUCGCUUGCCACGAGGGACGCAUCGACCUGACAGGAGGACUUGUAUGGAAACGAAUACUAGACGGCAUCACGCGAGUUCGCUGGUCCGACGCGUCCCGACCAUCCAUUCAUUAUUCAAAAUAGUCUCGAAGGAGCUCAAUGAAUUCGGGGAGCUCGA
Messenger RNA from Aphanomyces invadans, 1303 nucleotides. RefSeq lists its product as hypothetical. The record is from RefSeq and is a predicted model, not a curated record. Lineage: Eukaryota; Oomycota; Saprolegniomycetes; Saprolegniales; Verrucalvaceae. Bases 59 to 1141 code for a protein of 360 amino acids. The transcript has a single exon.